Rotaria socialis is the source of this 1053-nucleotide messenger RNA. Lineage: Eukaryota; Metazoa; Rotifera; Eurotatoria; Philodinida; Philodinidae. The record is from the annotation of a GenBank genome assembly.
AUGUCAAGUAUUCGUGCAAUCAAAAUUGGUACACACAAUGGACAUUUUCAUUGUGAUGAAAUAUUUGCUUGUUUUCUAUUGAAAACGUUGCCUCGAUAUGCUGAUGCGGAAAUUAUCAGAAGUCGUGAUCCAAAAGUAUUAGCCGAAUGUGAUACUGUUGUUGAUGUUGGCGGUAUAUUUAAUGCCGAACAAAAGCGAUUUGAUCAUCAUCAAAAAACAUUUACUGAAACUUUUAAUUCUCUACAACCUGAUAAACCAUGGACAAUACGAUUGUCAAGUGCUGGUUUGAUUUAUGUUCAUUUUGGACGAGAAAUAGUAGCAGAGUUACUAAAAAAGGAAAACAUUGAAGAUGGUGUUAGAGACCAUUUAACUGACAUUUUAUUUGACAAAUUAUAUGAAACAUUCGUAUUAGAAAUUGAUGCUAUUGAUAAUGGAGUUGAUAUUGGCGAGAAUAUGAAAUAUAAAAUUCAUACAAAUCUGAGUACACGUGUUGGUUACUUCAAUCCGGCUUGGAAUGAUCCUAAUCCUCUAGAAAAAGAAGAAACUGGAUUUAAACAAGCUAUGGAAAUGAUUGGACAAGAAUUUUUAGGUAAAUUUCAUUAUUAUAUUCAUCAAUGGUGGCCAGCAAGAGCAUUACUUGAAAAAGCUAUUGCCAAACGAUUUGAGACUGAUUCAUCUGGUUCAAUAAUUGUUCUCGAGUGUUCAUCGCCAUGGCGUGAUCAUUUAUUCGACAUAGAAAAAGAACAAAAAGAAACUCUUGGUGAUACAAUCAAAUAUGUGAUCUAUCCUGAUGCAAGUAAAAGUUGGCGUAUACAAGCUGUUCCAUUGUCUAAUAAAUCAUUUGAAAACCGUUUAUCAUUACCAAAACAAUGGCAAGGUCUACGUGAUGAUGAUCUAAGUGCUAAAGCGAAUAUACCAGGAUGCAUAUUUAUACAUGCAUCGGGUUUUAUUGGUGGUAAUGCAACUUAUGAUGGUGCUUUAGCUAUGGCUCGGCGUUCACUUGAACUAGCAAAUGCAGAUUCAUUGAACAAUAAACGAAAAUCAGAAGAUUAA